AUGGCGAGGCUUUUGAAUUUUCGAAGAAUCACGUUGAUGUGGAAGUUACUAUAUCUGCAUGAGAAAAGAGGAGGAAACCCGCAUCCGAAUGGUCUUCUUCGCGGUUUUGGGGAGGCUAUUGAGGAUUGUGGGCUGUCACAAAUGCCUUUGGACGGAUAUCAGUUUAAUUGGGAAAGGGGACAGGGGACUAUGAACUGGAUUGAGGAGAGACUAGAUAAAGUGUUCACAACAGAAAGUUGGCGUAAUAUUGUGUUGGGAGCUAGGGUGACGAAUUUGACAACCCGGGUGUCGGAUCACUCUGCCCUCUUUCUAGGAAUCCAUGACUCCUUAGGGAGGGCUGGAACUAGUAAGAGGGGAUUUCGUUUUGAGAUGGCAUGGUUACAUGAUGAAGGGUGUAGAGGUGUGGUGGAACAGUCAUGGGAAGAAGGAAGGAGUAGGGGGUUGUAG
This is a messenger RNA of Ipomoea nil (Japanese morning glory), 447 nucleotides long. RefSeq lists its product as uncharacterized. The record is from RefSeq and is a predicted model, not a curated record. The transcript is spliced from 2 exons. Lineage: Eukaryota; Viridiplantae; Streptophyta; Magnoliopsida; Solanales; Convolvulaceae. Bases 1 to 447 code for a protein of 148 amino acids.